UUCUUAAUAUUUUUUGAUACUUUCAUUUUAUGACUCUCAUUUAUUCAUUGUGUCUGAAAACUAAAACUAACGUGUCGUCCUAAAAAAUGAGAAAUUUAUAAAAAUCAUUGGAAGGUCUUAGUGCUUGCACGCGGGCCCAUUACUCAUUGAUCCACAUAGCAAGAUCAACUUUGACUUAAUGGACUGGACUCAGAUAUUGUAGCUUAAAAAAAAUGACGGGCUCAGAAUCUGUACAUAUAGAUCCUUUCGCAUCUAACUGUUCCAACCAGCCCAAUAUUAUUUAUUCUUUUGCUCUCGCUCCGAAGUUAGAGUUUUCUCCGUCCCGAGUCUGUGGUGCUGAACUUCUUCGACUUUUGCAAUGGCCAGUUUCUCAAGCAUGUCGCUAUCGUCUUCUUCACUCUUGUCUCGCUCGCCUCCUAUUCGGUACCCUUGUUCUGUAAGCCAAGGAAGGAUCUGUUUCUUCAACAAGAUUUCUCAUCCAAGGUUGCUUGUGCUUUCUUUAAAGUGCUCUAAGAAUUCAGAAUCUGGUUCAGAAACGUCUGUUUCUAAGCCUUUGUCUGCCGAUGAUUUCACUAACAAACUGGGCGCGGCGAUUGGGGGAAUCGGCUUUCUGGAAACUGCGUAUUUGACUUACCUCAAGCUCACAAAUUCCGAAGCAUUUUGCCCUCUUGGCGGUGGCACCUGCUCCGACGUACUCAACAGUGAUUAUGCGCUUCUUUUCGGUGUCCCUCUUCCUUUGAUUGGAAUGGCUGCAUAUGGCUUGGUUGCGGCUAUAAAUCUACAGUUGUCUGGAGAGGAGUGGCCUUUGGGAAUAAAAAAAUCUGAUGCUCAGUUAGUAUUGCUUGGAUGCACUACGUCCAUGGCGGCUGCCAGUGCGUAUUUCUUGUACAUUCUGAGCACCAAAUUCUCCGGGUCAUUUUGCUCGUACUGUUUACUUUCUGCUCUGCUAUCUUUCAGCUUAUUCUUUAUCACUGUGAAGGAUCUUGGAUGGCAUGAGAUGCAAAAGGCCAUGGGUCUUCAAUUAUUAGUAGCUAGCUUAGUAAUGAUCACGCUGAGCACCUCAUUCACGGGCUCUAAGUCUAUCUCUUCAAGCUUGGCAGAAGUUGAACUCCCAUAUUAUUCACCUGAGAUUACAGCUCCAUCGAGUCCUUUUGCUUUAUCUCUAGCAAGGCAUUUGCACUCCAUUGGAGCUAAAAUGUAUGGAGCGUUUUGGUGUUCCCAUUGUUUAGAACAAAAAGAGAUGUUUGGACGUGAGGCAGCAAAACUGUUAGAUUACGUGGAAUGCUUUCCUGAAGGUUAUAGAACAGGAACUAAAAUGAUCAAAGCAUGCAAAGAUGUGAAGAUUGAAGGUUUCCCCACGUGGAUUAUUAAUGGUCAGGUUGUGAGUGGGGAGCUGGAGUUACCAGAGCUUGCUCUGGCGUCCGGUUUUAAUGAAUCUGUCCAACCUAGUUAAGUUUUUACAGACUCGGCAACAAAAUAAUAUGCAAAGCGUGUUUACAUAGAUCAGUGGUAUGUAAACACAUGUUCACUCUUGCUGUGGCUAAGCACAUGUUCUCUCUUGCGACACUCCAUCUGUCCUUGCUUGGUACCAAGGAAAUUAAAGGAUUUGAAGUCGCCAGGGUAACAUAAACUUCUUGCCCACCUCAUGUAUCUGGUUGAGUAGGUCACAAGCAAAGGCAAAGAUUGAAAUCGAAGACUAGAGUGUAAAACCAAAGGAUACAAUGAAAUCUGAAGCUUUCAAAUAUAUUCGGACACCCCAGGCUUGGAAGUCAAGCGCCCAUUUAUUUGCCAAUCACUAAAUAGAUUUUUGGUGUAACGUAAAAUUUAUAAUAAAAUGUGUCUCUUUAUAUAAUAUAAAAUUUACAGGGAUCUUAUUAUUCAUGAUU
Prosopis cineraria is the source of this 1886-nucleotide messenger RNA. Its product is annotated as thiol-disulfide oxidoreductase LTO1. The coding region runs from base 359 to 1453 and encodes 364 amino acids. The transcript is spliced from 6 exons. Gene Ontology annotation, molecular function: oxidoreductase activity. NCBI's taxonomy places the organism in Eukaryota, Viridiplantae, Streptophyta, Magnoliopsida, Fabales, Fabaceae. The record is from RefSeq and is a predicted model, not a curated record.